AGAAGAAGUGACUGCAUUUGGAAUUUUCACUUCUGGUGCCUGCCUGCUGAAGGACGCGAACGCAGCUGAGUUGCAUUGUAGCUUUGAAAAUUUUGGAGAUUCAAGCAGCCAGGAGUAGCAACAUAACAAUAGCAGUAGUAGCAGUGUUUUCUCACCAGUUGUGUUAUGGGAACAGGUCAACAGCAGCGAGUCUGUUCCAGGUCUGAUCUGGAUUACUGACUGGUUUGACUCAGAGACACAACAACAGCCAUGGAAAUCCCUUCUAUCAUCUAAAAGCUGAAGCGAACGCUUGACAUUGAAAAGGGCUUUAUCAGUUUCUACGAAUACUUUGUUUUUUUUAUACUUCAGCACUGCCGAAGGUUCCAUCAUGGUGCAGAAGUAUCAGUCCCCUGUGAGAGUGUACAAACAUCCUUUUGAACUUGUCAUGGCAGCAUAUGAGAGGAGAUUUCCCCACCUGUCAUCUGAUCCCAUGUUUGUGGACAGUGAUGUGAUCAGUGAGGAGAACAGUGAGGAUGGAUCAUUUAAUAAGAUUGAGAGGAGGUGUAAACUUGAUGUGGAUGCACCAAGACUCCUCAAACGGAUUGCAGGUGUGGAUUAUGUCUACUUUAUUCAGAAAAACUCCCUGAACCAUAGAGAAAGAAGUCUCUGUAUUGAAUCGCACAAUGAAACCUUCUCUAACAGAGUCAUCAUCCAUGAACUUUGCUGUUACUCGGUUCAUCCAGAAAAUGAAGAAUGGACAUGUUUUGAACAAUCUGCAAGUCUGGACAUCAAAUCUUUUUUUGGUUUUGAGAGCACUGUGGAGAAGAUAGCCAUGAAACAGUAUGCAAGCAGCAUCAAAAAGGGUAAAGAAAUUAUUGAAUACUAUCUGAAGGAGCUAGAGGAAGAAGGCAUAAUUUAUAUACCACGUUGGAGCGUUUGUCCAUCAUCGCCCACCAAAUCCAUGAAGCCAAAAAAAAAUUCUCCAUCUAUUGCAAGUGUACUACCAGAAGCCCUGAGUUUUGAGACCUUAAAGAGCGAUCCUUUGAGCAGCCUUAAUGACACCCUGGUAGCCAGUCCGGAUGAUAAACUGGAUGCUGACUACAUCAAACGCUACCUGGGUGACCUCACACCCCUGCAGGAGAGUUGCCUCAUUCGCUUGCGUCACUGGUUACAGGAGACACACAAGGGCAAGAUUCCAAAAGAUGAGCAUAUCCUACGGUUUCUGCGUGCACGUGACUUCAACAUAGAUAAAGCACGUGAGAUCCUUUGUCAGAGUCUAACCUGGAGAAAGCAGCACCAAGUGGACUACCUACUUGAUACAUGGAGUUCCCCUCAGGUGUUGCAUGAUUACUAUACUGGUGGUUGGCACCACCACGACAACGAUGGCCGGCCUUUGUAUAUCCUACGCCUGGGACAUAUGGACACCAAAGGACUGGUUCGAGCACUUGGAGAAGAAUCCCUGCUCAGACAUGUGCUGUCUAUCAAUGAAGAGGGUCUGAGACGCUGUGAAGAGAACACCAAAGUGUUUGGUCGGCCAAUUAGUUGUUGGACAUGUCUUGUCGAUCUUGAGGGGCUCAAUAUGAGGCAUCUCUGGCGUCCUGCAGUCAAAGCUCUGCUAAGGAUUAUUGAGGUGGUGGAGGCCAAUUAUCCUGAGACUCUAGGCCGCCUUCUUAUCCUCAGAGCUCCCAGAGUUUUUCCUGUUCUGUGGACCUUGGUGAGCCCUUUCAUUGAUGAGAAUACACGAAAGAAGUUUCUGAUUUAUGCAGGAAAUGACUAUCAGGGGUCUGGCGGUCUUGUGGAUUACAUUGAUAAAGAGGUCAUCCCUGAUUUUCUUGGAGGAGAGUGUAUGUGCGAAGUGCCAGAGGGUGGCUUGGUGCCCAAAUCACUGUAUAGAACUGCAGAGGAAUUGGAAAAUGAUGAGAUUAGGCUGUGGACAGAGACCAUUUACCAAAGUGCCAGCAUCUUCAAAGGAGCACCACAUGAGCAACUAAUUGAGAUCAUCGAUGCCACCUCGGUUAUCACUUGGGACUUUGAUGUAUGUAAAGGUGAUGUGGUCUUCAAUAUUUACCACUCUAAACAAGCUCCUCAGCCAGCAAGGAAAGAUCCGCUGGCUACCCAUGGCAUCACCUCUCCUGCAGGCAACAAUGUGCAGCUUAUAGAGAAAACCUGGUUGCUGGGUCAGGACUACAGCAUGGUGGAGUCAUCCCUCACCUGCAAAGAGGGAGAAAGUGUACAGGGUUCACAUGUGACGCGAUGGCCAGGUUUCUAUAUUUUGCAGUGGAAGUUCCACUCAAUGCCAGCAUGUGCUGCGACAAACCUAUCUCGAGUGGAUGACGUUCUGGCUACUCUGCAGGUUUCCUCUCACAAGUGUAAAGUUAUGUACUACACUGAGGUUCUUGGCUCUGAAGACUUCAGGGGCUCAAUGACCAGUCUGGAGUCCAGCCACAGUGGUUUCUCUCAGCUCAGUGCAGCCACCACAUCCUCCAGCCAAUCUCAGUCCAGCUCUAUGAUCUCCAGGUAGAAUGGUCUAAAAUGUAGAACCCAAGUGAUGGCGAGGACCCAAUUCUAAAUUAACUCCAUUAAUACUGUUCUUCUGUCAUCAAUCCCAAUACUUUACCAUGUCAAAUGUCUAAGCUUGCUUGCA
Messenger RNA from Danio aesculapii, 2623 nucleotides. Its product is annotated as SEC14-like protein 1. Gene Ontology annotation, biological process: negative regulation of RIG-I signaling pathway. The record is from RefSeq and is a predicted model, not a curated record. Lineage: Eukaryota; Metazoa; Chordata; Actinopteri; Cypriniformes; Danionidae. Gene Ontology annotation, cellular component: cytoplasm; cytosol. Gene Ontology annotation, molecular function: RIG-I binding. The coding region runs from base 368 to 2500 and encodes 710 amino acids. The transcript is spliced from 19 exons.